Clonostachys solani is the source of this 1099-nucleotide messenger RNA. The record is from the annotation of a GenBank genome assembly. NCBI's taxonomy places the organism in Eukaryota, Fungi, Ascomycota, Sordariomycetes, Hypocreales, Bionectriaceae.
AUGUCUUCACAACACACUGCUUCCAUGUCGUUAUGGCGAAGUGAUUCUUCUCCUAUCUUUGAACGCGUCUCAUGCAACUGAGUCAAAGGAUCUGUACAAACAAGCCAACGUUCUGAAGCAGCUUGGUAUUCGAGUGCGCGCGUAUCCCAGUGAAUUUGAGACACACUGGUAUAAUGGGAAAAUUGGGGAUAUCCGAGUGUCGGAUGAAAUCGCUGCAGACCUCGAAGUCGGACGACCAAAACAUGCUACGGCCAGGGCAUCUGCAAGCUGUCAGAGGAUCUGGUCACGACCUCUCCGCCUCGUCCUGUCUUCGCACAGGGCCAGUAUUUGCUCAAGCGAUGGAUAGAAAAGCGCGGAAGUGGCCAUUCCAAAUACAUGGUGGGCUUGUUUGACGCCGCUGCUCUCUCGUAUAACAAUCAAGCUUCGAGGGCAAGCAAUGCAACCGGGGCUGGGUCGGUUGUGCCUGAUCUGGACUACCGGGCAACUCCUGCAUCAUCGGCGUUUUCGUACGCCUCCCCGGCUGACUCCGAGACUGUGGAAGCCCUCGACUUGAGCGACCUCUCCCUCCUCCGUCACUGGGCCGUCUCCGUCAGCAUCACCAUCUGUCGUGUCCCAGAACACCUUGAUCUCUGGCAACGCGUCUUCCCUGAGAUUGGCUUUGACUACCCCUUUGUCAACCGUGCCAUCCUUAGCGUCGCCGCCCUUCACCUUGCAUCCCUGUGCCUCCCUGUCCGAGACUCACUGUGCGGAGCACGUCGCCCGUGCCACUCAGCAUCAUAAUGCCGGCCUGUCCGGCUUCCGGCGUUCCGUCGCCUCCAUCACCGCCGAGAAUAGUGAGGCGCUCUUUGUCUGGUCCCUUUUCAACAUGAUCUACGUCUUCGGCAUCUCUACACUUGGGUCCACCCGCCCCUCGUCAAGUAAGGACCUUGCCCUCGGCGUCGACUGGAUCCCCAUGAUCCAUGGCAUCACAGCAGUCCUGCACCGCACACAUGACUACAUUCGCCUUGGGCGCAUGGCUCCCCUCAUGAGCCUCGGCAACUGGGACGAUCUGGAUCCGGGGCCGCUCACAAUACAAGGGGUAGACGGCCAUUUCUGCUAA